Molecule: messenger RNA, 12912 nt
Organism: Ylistrum balloti
Lineage: Eukaryota; Metazoa; Mollusca; Bivalvia; Pectinida; Pectinidae
Exons: 62
Coding region: 1-12912 (4303 amino acids)
Molecular function (GO): protein binding
Source: RefSeq, a predicted model, not a curated record
AUGGCCGAGAUAAAAGUCGCCAAUGUAUCAUUACAGCUAACAUUAAGCGAAGCCUGUAACGUUGCAUCACAGUGUUCUGAUGUCAAUGCUGAGUGUGACAGUUUCUGUAGAUGUAAGGCUGGAUACUUUGAUAGCAAUGGAUUUACUACCUCUGGCGGGACGUGCUUACAUAUGAGUUAUCUGAAGGUGACAAUGUUGACAUUCUCAUCUGUAUCGUCCAGUGGUGUAAUCCUGAGCUGGACACCUCCCACAUACUCCUCACAAGUCUCCAGUUACACGGCAGUUUGGAGGUUGAACGGUAGUUCUACAGUGGAAGGAAACAUGACCGUCGGAAAUAACGUGACAACUGCAAAUAUCACCGGACUGACUCAGGGUACAGAUUAUGUGUUUUCGGUAGUGUCGAAGGAAAUAGGGAGUCGUGCAGAAGAGCAAGAGAUCGAAUCGAAUGACACAGUCACAUUAAGUACAAAUGCAAUACUGAGUGAGGCAUGCGGCGGUUCAGUUGUGUGCGAUGAUGGCAAAUCUGAAUGUAUUGCUGGUGAUACUGGUGGAGGAAACGUGUGUAGGUGUCAAUCUGGGUACUACGACAAUAAUGGUUUCAGUACAGCUGGUGGAGUGUGUACAAGCAUGAAUGACUUAAUGGCGACAAUGUUGACAUUCUCAUCUGUAACGUCCAGUGGUGUAAUCCUGAGCUGGACAGCUCCCUCCAAUUUUGCACAAGUCUCCACUUAUACGGCAGUUUGGAGGUUGAACGGUAGUUCUACAGUGGAGGGAAACAUGACCGUCGGAAAUAACGUGACAACUGCAAAUAUCACCGGACUGACUCAGGGUACAGAUUAUGUGUUUUCGGUAGUGUCGAAGGAAAUAGGGAGUCGUGCAGAAGAGCAAGAGAUCGAAUCGAAUGACACAGUCACAUUAAGUACAAAUGCAAUACUGAGUGAGGCAUGCGGCGGUUCAGUUGUGUGCGAUGAUGGCAAAUCUGAAUGUAUUGCUGGUGAUACUGGUGGAGGAAACGUGUGUAGGUGUCAAUCUGGGUACUACGACAAUAAUGGUUUCAGUACAGCUGGUGGAGUGUGUACAAGCAUGAAUGACUUAAUGGCGACAAUGUUGACAUUCUCAUCUGUAACGUCCAGUGGUGUAAUCCUGAGCUGGACAGCUCCCUCCAAUUUUGCACAAGUCUCCACUUAUACGGCAGUUUGGAGGUUGAACGGUAGUUCUACAGUGGAGGGAAACAUGACCGUCGGAAAUAACGUGACAACUGCAAAUAUCACCGGACUGACUCAGGGUACAGAUUAUGUGUUUUCGGUAGUGUCGAAGGAAAUAGGGAGUCGUGCAGAAGAGCAAGAGAUCGAAUCGAAUGACACAGUCACAUUAAGUACAAAUGCAAUACUGAGUGAGGCAUGCGGCGGUUCAGUUGUGUGCGAUGAUGGCAAAUCUGAAUGUAUUGCUGGUGAUACUGGUGGAGGAAACGUGUGUAGGUGUCAAUCUGGGUACUACGACAAUAAUGGUUUCAGUACAGCUGGUGGAGUGUGUACAAGCAUGAAUGACUUAAUGGCGACAAUGUUGACAUUCUCAUCUGUAACGUCCAGUGGUGUAAUCCUGAGCUGGACAGCUCCCUCCAAUUUUGCACAAGUCUCCACUUAUACGGCAGUUUGGAGGUUGAACGGUAGUUCUACAGUGGAGGGAAACAUGACCGUCGGAAAUAACGUGACAACUGCAAAUAUCACCGGACUGACUCAGGGUACAGAUUAUGUGUUUUCGGUAGUGUCGAAGGAAAUAGGGAGUCGUGCAGAAGAGCAAGAGAUCGAAUCGAAUGACACAGUCACAUUAAGUACAAAUGCAAUACUGAGUGAGGCAUGCGGCGGUUCAGUUGUGUGCGAUGAUGGCAAAUCUGAAUGUAUUGCUGGUGAUACUGGUGGAGGAAACGUGUGUAGGUGUCAAUCUGGGUACUACGACAAUAAUGGUUUCAGUACAGCUGGUGGAGUGUGUACAAGCAUGAAUGACUUAAUGGCGACAAUGUUGACAUUGUCAUCUGUAACGUCCAGUGGUGUAAUCCUGAGCUGGACAGCUCCCUCCAAUUUUGCACAAGUCUCCACUUAUACGGCAGUUUGGAGGUUGAACGGUAGUUCUACAGUGGAGGGAAACAUGACCGUCGGAAAUAACGUGACAACUGCAAAUAUCACCGGACUGACUCAGGGUACAGAUUAUGUGUUUUCGGUAGUGUCGAAGGAAAUAGGGAGUCGUGCAGAAGAGCAAGAGAUCGAAUCGAAUGACACAGUCACAUUAAGUACAAAUGCAAUACUGAGUGAGGCAUGCGGCGGUUCAGUUGUGUGCGAUGAUGGCAAAUCUGAAUGUAUUGCUGGUGAUACUGGUGGAGGAAACGUGUGUAGGUGUCAAUCUGGGUACUACGACAAUAAUGGUUUCAGUACAGCUGGUGGAGUGUGUACAAGCAUGAAUGACUUAAUGGCGACAAUGUUGACAUUCUCAUCUGUAACGUCCAGUGGUGUAAUCCUGAGCUGGACAGCUCCCUCCAAUUUUGCACAAGUCUCCACUUAUACGGCAGUUUGGAGGUUGAACGGUAGUUCUACAGUGGAGGGAAACAUGACCGUCGGAAAUAACGUGACAACUGCAAAUAUCACCGGACUGACUCAGGGUACAGAUUAUGUGUUUUCGGUAGUGUCGAAGGAAAUAGGGAGUCGUGCAGAAGAGCAAGAGAUCGAAUCGAAUGACACAGUCACAUUAAGUACAAAUGCAAUACUGAGUGAGGCAUGCGGCGGUUCAGUUGUGUGCGAUGAUGGCAAAUCUGAAUGUAUUGCUGGUGAUACUGGUGGAGGAAACGUGUGUAGGUGUCAAUCUGGGUACUACGACAAUAAUGGUUUCAGUACAGCUGGUGGAGUGUGUACAAGCAUGAAUGACUUAAUGGCGACAAUGUUGACAUUGUCAUCUGUAACGUCCAGUGGUGUAAUCCUGAGCUGGACAGCUCCCUCCAAUUUUGCACAAGUCUCCACUUAUACGGCAGUUUGGAGGUUGAACGGUAGUUCUACAGUGGAGGGAAACAUGACCGUCGGAAAUAACGUGACAACUGCAAAUAUCACCGGACUGACUCAGGGUACAGAUUAUGUGUUUUCGGUAGUGUCGAAGGAAAUAGGGAGUCGUGCAGAAGAGCAAGAGAUCGAAUCGAAUGACACAGUCACAUUAAGUACAAAUGCAAUACUGAGUGAGGCAUGCGGCGGUUCAGUUGUGUGCGAUGAUGGCAAAUCUGAAUGUAUUGCUGGUGAUACUGGUGGAGGAAACGUGUGUAGGUGUCAAUCUGGGUACUACGACAAUAAUGGUUUCAGUACAGCUGGUGGAGUGUGUACAAGCAUGAAUGACUUAAUGGCGACAAUGUUGACAUUGUCAUCUGUAACGUCCAGUGGUGUAAUCCUGAGCUGGACAGCUCCCUCCAAUUUUGCACAAGUCUCCACUUAUACGGCAGUUUGGAGGUUGAACGGUAGUUCUACAGUGGAGGGAAACAUGACCGUCGGAAAUAACGUGACAACUGCAAAUAUCACCGGACUGACUCAGGGUACAGAUUAUGUGUUUUCGGUAGUGUCGAAGGAAAUAGGGAGUCGUGCAGAAGAGCAAGAGAUCGAAUCGAAUGACACAGUCACAUUAAGUACAAAUGCAAUACUGAGUGAGGCAUGCGGCGGUUCAGUUGUGUGCGAUGAUGGCAAAUCUGAAUGUAUUGCUGGUGAUACUGGUGGAGGAAACGUGUGUAGGUGUCAAUCUGGGUACUACGACAAUAAUGGUUUCAGUACAGCUGGUGGAGUGUGUACAAGCAUGAAUGACUUAAUGGCGACAAUGUUGACAUUGUCAUCUGUAACGUCCAGUGGUGUAAUCCUGAGCUGGACAGCUCCCUCCAAUUUUGCACAAGUCUCCACUUAUACGGCAGUUUGGAGGUUGAACGGUAGUUCUACAGUGGAGGGAAACAUGACCGUCGGAAAUAACGUGACAACUGCAAAUAUCACCGGACUGACUCAGGGUACAGAUUAUGUGUUUUCGGUAGUGUCGAAGGAAAUAGGGAGUCGUGCAGAAGAGCAAGAGAUCGAAUCGAAUGACACAGUCACAUUAAGUACAAAUGCAAUACUGAGUGAGGCAUGCGGCGGUUCAGUUGUGUGCGAUGAUGGCAAAUCUGAAUGUAUUGCUGGUGAUACUGGUGGAGGAAACGUGUGUAGGUGUCAAUCUGGGUACUACGACAAUAAUGGUUUCAGUACAGCUGGUGGAGUGUGUACAAGCAUGAAUGACUUAAUGGCGACAAUGUUGACAUUGUCAUCUGUAACGUCCAGUGGUGUAAUCCUGAGCUGGACAGCUCCCUCCAAUUUUGCACAAGUCUCCACUUAUACGGCAGUUUGGAGGUUGAACGGUAGUUCUACAGUGGAGGGAAACAUGACCGUCGGAAAUAACGUGACAACUGCAAAUAUCACCGGACUGACUCAGGGUACAGAUUAUGUGUUUUCGGUAGUGUCGAAGGAAAUAGGGAGUCGUGCAGAAGAGCAAGAGAUCGAAUCGAAUGACACAGUCACAUUAAGUACAAAUGCAAUACUGAGUGAGGCAUGCGGCGGUUCAGUUGUGUGCGAUGAUGGCAAAUCUGAAUGUAUUGCUGGUGAUACUGGUGGAGGAAACGUGUGUAGGUGUCAAUCUGGGUACUACGACAAUAAUGGUUUCAGUACAGCUGGUGGAGUGUGUACAAGCAUGAAUGACUUAAUGGCGACAAUGUUGACAUUGUCAUCUGUAACGUCCAGUGGUGUAAUCCUGAGCUGGACAGCUCCCUCCAAUUUUGCACAAGUCUCCACUUAUACGGCAGUUUGGAGGUUGAACGGUAGUUCUACAGUGGAGGGAAACAUGACCGUCGGAAAUAACGUGACAACUGCAAAUAUCACCGGACUGACUCAGGGUACAGAUUAUGUGUUUUCGGUAGUGUCGAAGGAAAUAGGGAGUCGUGCAGAAGAGCAAGAGAUCGAAUCGAAUGACACAGUCACAUUAAGUACAAAUGCAAUACUGAGUGAGGCAUGCGGCGGUUCAGUUGUGUGCGAUGAUGGCAAAUCUGAAUGUAUUGCUGGUGAUACUGGUGGAGGAAACGUGUGUAGGUGUCAAUCUGGGUACUACGACAAUAAUGGUUUCAGUACAGCUGGUGGAGUGUGUACAAGCAUGAAUGACUUAAUGGCGACAAUGUUGACAUUGUCAUCUGUAACGUCCAGUGGUGUAAUCCUGAGCUGGACAGCUCCCUCCAAUUUUGCACAAGUCUCCACUUAUACGGCAGUUUGGAGGUUGAACGGUAGUUCUACAGUGGAGGGAAACAUGACCGUCGGAAAUAACGUGACAACUGCAAAUAUCACCGGACUGACUCAGGGUACAGAUUAUGUGUUUUCGGUAGUGUCGAAGGAAAUAGGGAGUCGUGCAGAAGAGCAAGAGAUCGAAUCGAAUGACACAGUCACAUUAAGUACAAAUGCAAUACUGAGUGAGGCAUGCGGCGGUUCAGUUGUGUGCGAUGAUGGCAAAUCUGAAUGUAUUGCUGGUGAUACUGGUGGAGGAAACGUGUGUAGGUGUCAAUCUGGGUACUACGACAAUAAUGGUUUCAGUACAGCUGGUGGAGUGUGUACAAGCAUGAAUGACUUAAUGGCGACAAUGUUGACAUUGUCAUCUGUAACGUCCAGUGGUGUAAUCCUGAGCUGGACAGCUCCCUCCAAUUUUGCACAAGUCUCCACUUAUACGGCAGUUUGGAGGUUGAACGGUAGUUCUACAGUGGAGGGAAACAUGACCGUCGGAAAUAACGUGACAACUGCAAAUAUCACCGGACUGACUCAGGGUACAGAUUAUGUGUUUUCGGUAGUGUCGAAGGAAAUAGGGAGUCGUGCAGAAGAGCAAGAGAUCGAAUCGAAUGACACAGUCACAUUAAGUACAAAUGCAAUACUGAGUGAGGCAUGCGGCGGUUCAGUUGUGUGCGAUGAUGGCAAAUCUGAAUGUAUUGCUGGUGAUACUGGUGGAGGAAACGUGUGUAGGUGUCAAUCUGGGUACUACGACAAUAAUGGUUUCAGUACAGCUGGUGGAGUGUGUACAAGCAUGAAUGACUUAAUGGCGACAAUGUUGACAUUCUCAUCUGUAACGUCCAGUGGUGUAAUCCUGAGCUGGACAGCUCCCUCCAAUUUUGCACAAGUCUCCACUUAUACGGCAGUUUGGAGGUUGAACGGUAGUUCUACAGUGGAGGGAAACAUGACCGUCGGAAAUAACGUGACAACUGCAAAUAUCACCGGACUGACUCAGGGUACAGAUUAUGUGUUUUCGGUAGUGUCGAAGGAAAUAGGGAGUCGUGCAGAAGAGCAAGAGAUCGAAUCGAAUGACACAGUCACAUUAAGUACAAAUGCAAUACUGAGUGAGGCAUGCGGCGGUUCAGUUGUGUGCGAUGAUGGCAAAUCUGAAUGUAUUGCUGGUGAUACUGGUGGAGGAAACGUGUGUAGGUGUCAAUCUGGGUACUACGACAAUAAUGGUUUCAGUACAGCUGGUGGAGUGUGUACAAGCAUGAAUGACUUAAUGGCGACAAUGUUGACAUUCUCAUCUGUAACGUCCAGUGGUGUAAUCCUGAGCUGGACAGCUCCCUCCAAUUUUGCACAAGUCUCCACUUAUACGGCAGUUUGGAGGUUGAACGGUAGUUCUACAGUGGAGGGAAACAUGACCGUCGGAAAUAACGUGACAACUGCAAAUAUCACCGGACUGACUCAGGGUACAGAUUAUGUGUUUUCGGUAGUGUCGAAGGAAAUAGGGAGUCGUGCAGAAGAGCAAGAGAUCGAAUCGAAUGACACAGUCACAUUAAGUACAAAUGCAAUACUGAGUGAGGCAUGCGGCGGUUCAGUUGUGUGCGAUGAUGGCAAAUCUGAAUGUAUUGCUGGUGAUACUGGUGGAGGAAACGUGUGUAGGUGUCAAUCUGGGUACUACGACAAUAAUGGUUUCAGUACAGCUGGUGGAGUGUGUACAAGCAUGAAUGACUUAAUGGCGACAAUGUUGACAUUGUCAUCUGUAACGUCCAGUGGUGUAAUCCUGAGCUGGACAGCUCCCUCCAAUUUUGCACAAGUCUCCACUUAUACGGCAGUUUGGAGGUUGAACGGUAGUUCUACAGUGGAGGGAAACAUGACCGUCGGAAAUAACGUGACAACUGCAAAUAUCACCGGACUGACUCAGGGUACAGAUUAUGUGUUUUCGGUAGUGUCGAAGGAAAUAGGGAGUCGUGCAGAAGAGCAAGAGAUCGAAUCGAAUGACACAGUCACAUUAAGUACAAAUGCAAUACUGAGUGAGGCAUGCGGCGGUUCAGUUGUGUGCGAUGAUGGCAAAUCUGAAUGUAUUGCUGGUGAUACUGGUGGAGGAAACGUGUGUAGGUGUCAAUCUGGGUACUACGACAAUAAUGGUUUCAGUACAGCUGGUGGAGUGUGUACAAGCAUGAAUGACUUAAUGGCGACAAUGUUGACAUUGUCAUCUGUAACGUCCAGUGGUGUAAUCCUGAGCUGGACAGCUCCCUCCAAUUUUGCACAAGUCUCCACUUAUACGGCAGUUUGGAGGUUGAACGGUAGUUCUACAGUGGAGGGAAACAUGACCGUCGGAAAUAACGUGACAACUGCAAAUAUCACCGGACUGACUCAGGGUACAGAUUAUGUGUUUUCGGUAGUGUCGAAGGAAAUAGGGAGUCGUGCAGAAGAGCAAGAGAUCGAAUCGAAUGACACAGUCACAUUAAGUACAAAUGCAAUACUGAGUGAGGCAUGCGGCGGUUCAGUUGUGUGCGAUGAUGGCAAAUCUGAAUGUAUUGCUGGUGAUACUGGUGGAGGAAACGUGUGUAGGUGUCAAUCUGGGUACUACGACAAUAAUGGUUUCAGUACAGCUGGUGGAGUGUGUACAAGCAUGAAUGACUUAAUGGCGACAAUAUUGACAUUGUCAUCUGUAACGUCCAGUGGUGUAAUCCUGAGCUGGACAGCUCCCUCCAAUUUUGCACAAGUCUCCACUUAUACGGCAGUUUGGAGGUUGAACGGUAGUUCUACAGUGGAGGGAAACAUGACCGUCGGAAAUAACGUGACAACUGCAAAUAUCACCGGACUGACUCAGGGUACAGAUUAUGUGUUUUCGGUAGUGUCGAAGGAAAUAGGGAGUCGUGCAGAAGAGCAAGAGAUCGAAUCGAAUGACACAGUCACAUUAAGUACAAAUGCAAUACUGAGUGAGGCAUGCGGCGGUUCAGUUGUGUGCGAUGAUGGCAAAUCUGAAUGUAUUGCUGGUGAUACUGGUGGAGGAAACGUGUGUAGGUGUCAAUCUGGGUACUACGACAAUAAUGGUUUCAGUACAGCUGGUGGAGUGUGUACAAGCAUGAAUGACUUAAUGGCGACAAUGUUGACAUUGUCAUCUGUAACGUCCAGUGGUGUAAUCCUGAGCUGGACAGCUCCCUCCAAUUUUGCACAAGUCUCCACUUAUACGGCAGUUUGGAGGUUGAACGGUAGUUCUACAGUGGAGGGAAACAUGACCGUCGGAAAUAACGUGACAACUGCAAAUAUCACCGGACUGACUCAGGGUACAGAUUAUGUGUUUUCGGUAGUGUCGAAGGAAAUAGGGAGUCGUGCAGAAGAGCAAGAGAUCGAAUCGAAUGACACAGUCACAUUAAGUACAAAUGCAAUAUUGAGUGAGGCAUGCGGCGGUUCAGUUGUGUGCGAUGAUGGCAAAUCUGAAUGUAUUGCUGGUGAUACUGGUGGAGGAAACGUGUGUAGGUGUCAAUCUGGGUACUACGACAAUAAUGGUUUCAGUACAGCUGGUGGAGUGUGUACAAGCAUGAAUGACUUAAUGGCGACAAUGUUGACAUUGUCAUCUGUAACGUCCAGUGGUGUAAUCCUGAGCUGGACAGCUCCUUCCAAUUUUGCACAAGUCUCCACUUAUACGGCAGUUUGGAGGUUGAACGGUAGUUCUACAGUGGAGGGAAACAUGACCGUCGGAAAUAACGUGACAACUGCAAAUAUCACCGGACUGACUCAGGGUACAGAUUAUGUGUUUUCGGUAGUGUCGAAGGAAAUAGGGAGUCGUGCAGAAGAGCAAGAGAUCGAAUCGAAUGACACAGUCACAUUAAGUACAAAUGCAAUACUGAGUGAGGCAUGCGGCGGUUCAGUUGUGUGCGAUGAUGGCAAAUCUGAAUGUAUUGCUGGUGAUACUGGUGGAGGAAACGUGUGUAGGUGUCAAUCUGGGUACUACGACAAUAAUGGUUUCGGUACAGCUGGUGGAGUGUGUACAAGCAUGAAUGACUUAAUGGCGACAAUGUUGACAUUGUCAUCUGUAACGUCCAGUGGUGUAAUCCUGAGCUGGACAGCUCCCUCCAAUUUUGCACAAGUCUCCACUUAUACGGCAGUUUGGAGGUUUAACGGUAGUUCUACAGUGGAGGGAAACAUGACCGUCGGAAAUAACGUGACAACUGCAAAUAUCACCGGACUGACUCAGGGUACAGAUUAUGUGUUUUCGGUAGUGUCGAAGGAAAUAGGGAGUCGUGCAGAAGAGCAAGAGAUCGAAUCGAAUGACACAGUCACAUUAAGUACAAAUGCAAUACUGAGUGAGGCAUGCGGCGGUUCAGUUGUGUGCGAUGAUGGCAAAUCUGAAUGUAUUGCUGGUGAUACUGGUGGAGGAAACGUGUGUAGGUGUCAAUCUGGGUACUACGACAAUAAUGGUUUCGGUACAGCUGGUGGAGUGUGUACAAGCAUGAAUGACUUAAUGGCGACAAUGUUGACAUUGUCAUCUGUAACGUCCAGUGGUGUAAUCCUGAGCUGGACAGCUCCCUCCAAUUUUGCACAAGUCUCCACUUAUACGGCAGUUUGGAGGUUUAACGGUAGUUCUACAGUGGAGGGAAACAUGACCGUCGGAAAUAACGUGACAACUGCAAAUAUCACCGGACUGACUCAGGGUACAGAUUAUGUGUUUUCGGUAGUGUCGAAGGAAAUAGGGAGUCGUGCAGAAGAGCAAGAGAUCGAAUCGAAUGACACAGUCACAUUAAGUACAAAUGCAAUACUGAGUGAGGCAUGCGGCGGUUCAGUUGUGUGCGAUGAUGGCAAAUCUGAAUGUAUUGCUGGUGAUACUGGUGGAGGAAACGUGUGUAGGUGUCAAUCUGGGUACUACGACAAUAAUGGUUUCAGUACAGCUGGUGGAGUGUGUACAAGCAAUAAUGGAUUGGUUGUGACAAAUUUUGCGGUAGGAGUAGACGGAAUCAGUACUGUGACUAUAGAAUGGCUAGCUCCCUCUGAUGGAAGUGACAUAAUUAAUAGAUACGAGAUUCAUUGGACACCACUAUUAUCUAAUGGAACAGGGAGUUACAACGCCGGAAAUGGUACAAAUGCCAGAUUGACUGGAUUCGUUUCAGGGCAGCAGUAUGCCUUCCACGUUAAAACUAUUGAACUUGGAAGUCGCAAUAAUGAGCAAGAAGUACAAACGAAAAUUAAAUAUAUAACAAUGGACGCGGGUCUGAGUGUUCCUUGCAAUGUAAACGAAACAGUAUGUGCAGAUUUUAAAUCCAACUGUACUCAAUCUGACAUUGGAUUGGACACCAUCUGCAGAUGUAUGGAAGGUUGGUUUGACAGUAAUGGAUUCAACCAACCUGGAGGAAUGUGCAUCAGUAUGUCAACACUAGCAGCGACGGGUCUUUCAGUUUUAACGGAAGGAAUGGACACUGUGAAAAUCAGCUGGACUCCUCCAUCGGAAUACAUUAAUCAAGUUAAUAGGUAUGAAGUGGGCUGGAUUCCAGCUACAGCCAUCAACGGGAGUUUGUCCUACGACGCCCGACGUAACUCGACCGUGCAUCUGGAAGGUUUCACACCAGGUCAAACAUAUACUUUUGCUGUCUACUCCGUGGAAUCUGGCAGCCGUAGAGUGGAACAAAAUACUAGUUCUGUCCCGUCUAAUAUAACCAUGAAGCCGCAUAUGCCAUCGGAGUUUACAGAGACAGAUGUUGACGGUCCCGUGAUCACAUUAACCUGGAAACUUCCUGAUGGUGUUAAGACUUCAUAUGAAGUUGUUACUGCCCCAACACUCGGCAUGACAUCCGUGGUUACGGAAUCAAUUACCUUCAAUGUUAGUGUACUGGAUGGACAGUGGUACAACAUUUCUAUAACCACCAUCAGCGGGAGUGAACGGAGUGACCCACUGAAUUCUUCAUUCACGACUGUAGCUAAAACCCCAGAUCCACCAGUAGUAUAUGGAAGUACAUUUUGUAAUGCAACCACAAAUGGAAGUAUUACUCUGUCCUGGACUGCUCCAGUGAAUCCAAGGGGAAACAUCCAGUAUUAUCUCAUUAAUAGCACUACAACAGGCGUUAUCUAUGAUACACAAUCAAGUCAAACCACGUACGAAAUUGAUGGUCUCCAGCCAGGUGAAUCUUACAUCUUCAGUGUAGCUUUAGUAAAUGAUGCAGUACUAUACGAAAAUCAAAGUGAUUACAGUACACCGUACCAAUGUAGAACUGAGGCUGCCAUGGCGCUGAAGCCUGCUACCUUAGUGAUAUCGCAAGUGCAGAGUCGUGAAUUUAUCCUGAACUGGACCAAACCGACAGUUUCCAAUGGAGCACUAAGUGGAUACAGACUCACAGUGACAUACGGGGACGCAUGUGUCCAGGAAGUUGGCUUCAUCUGCAACGAAUGCCAAAUGUGGAUGCCGUUCCUCUAUAAAUGUGCUGCUGGUGACAAAGAUCUAGUGAUAAUUCCGCCAGAAGAAAUAGAUGACGCUUUCAGCUACAGCGUCCAAAACCUACUUCCAUACACUAAUUAUACUGUCAUUUUAUCAGCUGUUAACACAGCAGGAGAUGGCUUACCUAUAACUCAGAGCCUUACUACACACAAGGAAGUUCCACAGAAUCCUACUGACUUGAAUGCAUUGGUAUUGAGUUCAACAGAGAUAUAUGUGACAUGGAACAUUUCUGAACCAUCACCAGGCCCCACACAGUUUGCACUACAUGUUAUAGCAGAAACACCUGAAGUAAAUCGGACAGAAAUUAUACAAGGCUUCCACACAAGAUCCUUUACGGUGGAAAACUUAGAAGAGUUCAGAAUAUACACAUUUAACAUCACAGCCUCUACCGACAAGGGGUCGGCUGGUUUUCGUCGGAUACUUCCGUCCGCUACAACGCAUGCUUCAGCUCCCGGCAUUGUGGACAAGUUCUUGGUAUUCCGACCAGAUGGACUAGACUUUGCUACUGUGAGAGUGUCUUGGCGGCUUCCGGCUUUAUUAGAUAGGAACAGCAACAUUACCGACUUCGUAUUUUCGUACAACACUAGCGGAUCGAAUGAAAGCACGUCUCCGGAAGUAAUAGUCGUAGGCCCAGAUCCAAGUCCAGUAACACGAAACAUAAAAGUGGUACCUUUGCAUACCUACAAUGUAGAGGUGUAUGCUGUUGGUAUGGACGCCACUGGAAAUACAUUUGUAGGGUCUAAAAGCAGCAUGACAUACUUUGCACCUGCUGGGCCCCCGCCUCUUGAUAUUGCCGCGUCUGUCAUUCCGCCUGCUAUGAACACCGAUAUUAAAGCCACAUACACAACGUUUACACUUACCCUCGAUAAACAAUUCUUCAUAAACGAUACACAUGGACCGAUAGUAGACUAUGCUCUCGUGUUGUGCAGGGAGACUUGUACAGGACUGGGUGAGAUAUCUGAGACGAAGGGAGAAAAUUACUUAAAUUUGAUAGACGGUUGGAUUGCUGCGAGAGCAAAAGGAGCAACUCGACCAUACAGAGCUAUGUCGAAGGCAGAAUUUGAUUUGUCGCUUUUCGGGAACAGGACAUCUUCCACAUUCCGUGUGGUGAUUGGAGAAGAAACGAACUGUAGUCUGUCAAAUAAGCAAUUCUGUAACGGGCCACUGACUGCCGAAACUGAUUAUAUGUAA